UGGCCGAGGGCCGCUCCCGCCGCACUCUGGACCGCCGCCGGCCGAGAGGCGCGCAGCUCCGGGCGCGCGAGGAGAGAGGGCAGUCUGACUCGCAGGGCGCCUUCCCGUGCGCGGAUCCAAAGACGAGGAUGAGGCGCCACCCGCAGCUGCGCGUCGCCCGCCCCACUGGCCGGGUUUCACAAAUGACGCUCUUUCUGGGAUUGGUGCUGCUGCUUAGUGGUAAGGUGCAAGCUGGAGAAAAGUCUUAUACAGGACCUUGUGCGGGAAGAGACUGCAGUGGGGGUUGUGAAUGUUUCCCAGAAAAAGGAGCUCGUGGCCAACCAGGACUUCUUGGGCAGCAGGGAUUCCCAGGGCCGCCUGGAGUGGGAGGUAUCCCAGGACUUCCGGGGCACAAAGGAUAUAAAGGCGAAAGAGGCCAACCAGGAAUAACUGGACCAAAGGGAGAAGCGGGACAAAGAGGAGUCACUGGUUUUUCUGGUGCAGAUGGCAUUCCUGGUCAUCCGGGUCAAGCAGGAUCAAGGGGCAAGCCAGGCCAUGAUGGCUGCAAUGGGACCAAGGGGGACGCUGGUCAGCAGGGAGGCCAGGGACCUGGAGGCUUGCCCGGAUUCUUUGGAAUCCAAGGACCCAAAGGUCAGAAGGGAGAGCCCUUUGUUUUUACUCCGGAAUUAGCCGUGCAGUUCAAGGGAGACACUGGUGACCCAGGUUUCAGGGGCUUCCCGGGACCGCAAGGUGCUCCUGGUGCAGUGGGUAUAUUUGGUCCAGUUGGAAACACAGGUCUACCUGGACCUCCAGGGCCACCAGGAUCUCCAGGACUUCAGGGCAACAAAGGCCGUGGCUUUCAUGGAGAAAAGGGUGACAAGGGUGAUAUUGGGCCCCCUGGUCUCCCUGGGCUCUCAUCAACAGGAGAGUUUGUUACUUCAACAGAUAUAAUUUCAAGUGAAUAUAAGGGUGAGAAAGGAAUAAAAGGAAUAAGGGGAGAAGCUGGAAUUCCAGGUCAUCAUGCACUUUCAGCAGAAAAGGGAGAGGAAGGAAUAACAGGCUUUACAGGACAAAGGGGUUUGCCGGGAAUCAACGGUCUCACAGGAACAGAAGGGGAUGUGGGUUUCCCAGGACAUGAUGGCUUCCCUGGCUCCCCUGGUCAAAAAGGAACUAAGGGAGAGCCAGGAGACAAAGGGGCUCAAGGACCAACAGCUUAUGCACCACAUCCCAAACUAAUAAAAGGUGCAAGAGGUGACUGGGGAAUCCAUGGUGCUCCUGGGCCUGAGGGAGACCGGGGUGAGCAAGGCAGUCCUGGAAGUCCUGGUCCGCAAGGAUCAUCAGAUGAUAACUCUGUGGGAAGAGGUUUGCCUGGAGAAAUGGGUCCCAAAGGCCUGGUUGGUGAUCCAGGUUUCGCAGCUAUUUAUCCAGGUCCUCCAGGAUUAGAUGGCGAUCUGGGAUUACCUGGAUUACCGGGUGUCCCUGGCCCUCCAGGAAAUCCAGAUACUUCUGUCGCAGUGAAGGGUCUUCCAGGGUUUCCUGGUCCUCCAGGAGACCAAGGUUACCCAGGACUACGAGGGCAAAGGGGGUUGAAAGGAGAACCAGGAGAUUGUAAAUGUGCUGAAAGUACCGAACGAAAAAGAGGCCCUGCUGGGCAACCUGGUCCCCCAGGCUUUCCAGGUCCAAUGGGAGAGGUGGGGGGAAAAGGAGACCCUGGCGACCAAGGCCCACACGGAGUGCCUGGCUUUCCUGGCGCAAAAGGAUUCCCUGGUGUACCUGGGCCACCUGGACAACAAGGGCCAAAAGGAGAUUCACGAUAUGUUACCACAAGAGGUGCUAAAGGAGACCAAGGAAUUCCAGGAAUUCCUGGAUGUAAAGGAGAAGAUGGUUUGCCAGGAAGAGACAGCACAGAUGGUUUACCAGGACUACCUGGGCUUCCAGGUGAUGGUGUACGAGGUGAACCAGGGGAUCCUGGUGAACCUGGUCCGUUAGGCCCAAAGGGUUUUCCCGGAGAAGAAGGCUUGCCAGGUGUUGGCUUGCCAGGCCCAAAGGGAUAUCCUGGCCCUCUGGGUGACCCUGGGGUUCCUGGGAGUCCUGGCUUCCAAGGUUCCCCAGGACCUCCAGGCACUCCUGCUGAAAUAGAUUGUGGACAGACGGUCAAAGUCUUUUUCAGUGGUAACAGAACUGAGCCAAUUCAGUCAGGAACUAGUUGUAUUCAAGCGCCAAAAGGAUCUCCAGGGAUUCCAGGGAGUCCAGGACCAAGAGGUGCCAAAGGUACAAAAGGGAUUGCUGGCGAACUGGGUCUGCAUGGAUCCAAAGGGCUGAAAGGCUCUCUGGGAGAUGAAGGUCGCGAGGGCUUAGCAGGCCCACAAGGAUUUCCUGGGCCCAGAGGAAACAGAGGUGCACCAGGAUUGCCUGGGGAGCAGGGCUUUCCUGGGAGUCCAGGAUUGCCAGGUUGGCCAGGCCCUCCAGGAGUGAAAGGAGUUGCAGGCGACCGACUUGGAGCACCCACAGGCCCCCAAGGGGAUGCUGGGCCACCAGGAAGCCCAGGACUGAAAGGCCCCCCAGGAGAUCAUGGCUUGCCAGGGCUGAGAGGAAGUGAUGGCAUUCCAGGUCAGCCUGGAGCUAAAGGGCAUCAUGGGUCUCCUGGCUCUGCUGGCUUGAGUGGUUUGCCAGGACCACAAGGAUCAUUUGGAUUCCCUGGACUGCCAGGCCAGCAAGGGAUCAUGGGCAGAGCUGGCUCACCAGGGUUUGUGGGCUCACCGGGUGCCAGAGGAGAUGCAGGAGACCCAGGGAAACCUGGUCCUGUAGGAAUGAAAGGUCUGGCAGGUGACAGAGGUGAACCCGGUUUCUUUGGAACUAAAGGCAAGGCUGGUGAGCCUGGUCUCCCUGGGGUGGACGGAAUGCACGGUCUUCCAGGUGUGAAAGGUGUUAAAGGUUCCUCUGGAAUUGGAGGUUUCAAAGGUGCGAUAGGAGUCAGAGGGUGGCCAGGGCAGAAUGGAAUCAAAGGAGAGCAUGGCUUCACUGGCCUGCCAGGGAUUCGAGGUUUACCUGGUGACUCGGGAUUGAAAGGUGACCGUGGUGAACGUGGCCCACCAGGAUCGCCCCCUAAAAUCGUGCCAAGUAUGAUGCUUGAUGUGAAAGGCGAAAAGGGAAAUGAAGGAGAAAGUGGUGCCCAAGGGAGCAUUGGUUUCAAAGGCACAAAAGGAGCACUAGGCUACCCUGGGCAGACAGGAAGGCCAGGUUCACCUGGCUUUCCAGGUUACGAAAAAGGUCAGAAAGGUGACUAUGGACUUAAAGGAAUAAAAGGCAUACCAGGAUAUAUAGGUGUCUCAGGAGGUCGUGGUAUUUCUGGUUUCCCUGGAGCAACGGGAAGGAGGGGGGAAAAGGGAAUUCCAGGGCUUGAUGGUAUUUUUGGCGAAAGUGGCCAGCCUGGAGAAAUUGGUGACUGGGGAGAUACUAUAAACUUGCCAGGAAGAGCAGGUUUGAAAGGAGAUGCUGGCAUAACUGGAGCCACAGGGGAAGAAGGAGCAAAAGGAGGAAAAGGUGAUGCAGGUGAUCCAGGUUUCCCUGGCAUUGAGGGCAUGAGGGGCUCCCCAGGCUCCCCUGGAUUGCAAGGGCAAAGAGGAUUCCCAGGGCAGGUUGGCGAACAAGGUUUAUCUGGCGAUCCAGGAUUUCCUGGAUCAUCAGGUGAAAAAGGAAGUUCUGGGUGGAUUGGGCUUCCAGGAAGUAAAGGUGCUGCUGGCACCAGAGGAAUCCCUGGAUUACAUGGUUUGCCAAGUACCAAGGGCUUUCCAGGAUCCCCAGGUCCAGAUGGAUAUGGCCCACCAGGUUUCCCAGGUAUUUGGGGUGACAAAGGUGCCGCUGGAGAGCCAAGCCCAAUUGCAGGCAGCAGAGGAGCUCCUGGUCCAAAAGGAGAAAGAGGAGAUCCAGGACAGAGAGGCUCACCCGGUAGCCCCGGACCUGAGGGAAGACCAGGCCUUCCUGGAGUUUCAAACAUAUCUGGAGCACCUGGUGAUGUGGGAUCACCAGGUUUGGAUGGUGUGCCAGGCUACCCAGGACCACCAGGACCACCAGGAAUAGCUGCUCCACCUGGAACCAAAGGAGAAGUGGGGCAGGUCGGCAUAACUGGAGAAGAUGGUUCAAAAGGACUUAGAGGAGACCAUGGGCCAGAUGGGAGACCUGGAAUUCCAGGGGUCCCUGGGGCAAAAGGAUAUAAAGGGGAACAAGGAAUCAUGGGUUUUGUUGGCGUAUUGGGAAUGCCUGGUGCCUCUGGCCCCACUGGACCCAAAGGAGACCGAGGAUUUCCUGGAUUUCAGGGACCUCCAGGUUCCCCUGGACUGCCUCCUGUCCUUCCUAAACUGGUUUCAGAACAAGGGAUCCCAGGUGCUCCUGGAUACAGAGGGCUUCCUGGCACGUUGGGUGAGAUGGGUCCUCAAGGCCCACCAGGAUCUCCAGGUUCUAGAGGCCCCAUGGGUAAACAAGGACUGCAAGGAAGAGGGGGAAUACCUGCAGCUCCAGGCUUCAGAGGUGAUCAAGGGAGAACAGGACUGCAGGGCCCAGGGGGCUUUGAAGGUGCAGCAGGUGACCCAGGUACUCCUGGGCUGCCAGGUAUGCCCGGCCGCAGCAUCAACAUGGGGUAUCUUUUGGUGAAGCACAGCCAGGCGGAUCAAGAGCCCAUGUGUCCAGUGGGAAUGAGCAAACUCUGGAGUGGAUACAGCUUGCUCUACUUUGAAGGACAAGAUAAGGCACACAAUCAGGACCUAGGUCUAGCUGGUUCAUGUUUGACUCGAUUCAGCACUAUGCCUUUUCUUUACUGCAAUCCUGGGGACGUCUGCUAUUAUGCAAGUCGCAAUGAUAAGUCUUAUUGGCUCUCAACGACAGCCCCUCUUCCAAUGAUGCCUGUGCAAGAAGAAGAAAUCCGGCCUUAUAUCAGCCGUUGCUCCGUCUGUGAAGCGCCGGCUGUUGCCAUAGCCAUUCACAGCCAAGAUGCCACUAUUCCCCACUGUCCUGAAGGAUGGCGCAGCUUGUGGAUCGGCUAUUCCUUCCUCAUGCACACUGCGGCUGGUGCCGAAGGUGGCGGACAAUCACUUGUGUCUCCGGGUAGCUGUCUGGAAGACUUCCGAGCAACACCAUUCAUCGAAUGCAACGGUGCUCAGGGAACCUGCCACUACUUUGCGAACAAAUACAGUUUCUGGCUUACCACCAUUGACAAUCCAUUUCAACACUCCCCUUCAGCAGAUACACUCAAGGCUGGACUCAUCCGGACACACAUCAGCCGAUGCCAAGUCUGUAUGAAAAAUUUGUAAAAAAAAAAAUAGUAAGUCAUCUUGCAAUGGCAAGGAACAAAUCUUGUUGGUGCUUCUUUAACUUUGUUACCUCAAAAACUGAACUUACAGUUGAUCACCAUUUCUCUGAAAGAACAAACCACUGCCAGGGUUUACAACCAGGUUGGUUCUGAUUUCAUUCCCAUAAUUUUCUAAGUAGCUUUUUAUUGUUGCAGAAAGGUUCUUUUCAGGGUUGAAAUAACUGACAGGAUAUAAUUUCCUAACACAUUUGCUGACCACUAGGUCUGAUUUACAGCACUAAAAGGGGUUUUAUGCAUUUUUACUGUAUACUUAACCACUGAAAACAGCUCAUAGUCAUUGAAUAGUAACCAUACAUUAAGAUGGAUGUGCAAACGUACAUGGGAACCGGCUCAAAGAGCUGAGGUUUAAGUACCAUAUUGGAACAAAAAAAUGAUGAAAAUAGAAGUUGCGCUCUGCCUCUGUAAGACUUUCAUCUGUAAGACUUUGGCUACAAUUCAGCCAGGAGUUUGGCAUGUUUCAGAGCCACCAACAUCAAUGGAACUUUAAACCUGCACCUUCUUGCUGUAUUUAUGUUGCAACUUCAUUUCAGGGCCAAAUUUUUCCACCUAAAUGCUUUUAUUAAACAAUAUGUUGCUUCAUAUGCAUAAUUGUCUCUAUAGCUUACAGGACCUGCAUAGGUGUUGCUUUUGACAGGUAACACACCAAAAAUUUUGACACCUUGAACCAGGUGUGGGAUUGUAGCCUGCCCUGAGCUCCUUUGGGAAGAAUAACAUAUAAAUUAAAUAAUUUAAUUAAAUAAAAUAUAUGUUGUGCUCACUGAGCCCCCAAACUCAACCAACAGAUGCACUGCACCAAGUGCAGAGUUUAGUUGUCCCUCAAUAUUGCUGCAGGAAAUUAGAUACCAGCAAGGCUUUCUUCAGCCAUGCCACCGAACACAUUGUUGCUGCCGCUCCCAGGUGACCAUAAGGCUCAGGAAGGUGCCUUUGAGCUCCUUCCCUGGAGUUGACCAGGCUUCAAUUCAAAACGUACAUGCUCUCUCCCAUUGUACCCAAGAGGGACUUCUGAAUACUCAUGCUUAGGAUUCUGCUGCCAGUCUUUUCCUCCACUGCUCCCAGGUGCGAGCAGAGUGGAGGAUGAGUUUACAACCACACAGGCAAGGGAAGCAAAUUGCGCAAAUGGCACAAUUUUCACCACCCAAGGAGAGUUAGGGCCUCUACAGAGAUCCUGUUUAUUACACAUUCAUGACUGAGACAGCUGUACACCAUUCUGCUUUCAGUACUAUUUGUGCCUACAGAAGUUCCAGAGUGGACAUAUUGCUUCAUUUCCAACAGGUGCAUGUCCCACAGUUUUCUUCAGAAAUCCUGUAGCUUUCCUUAUCACAUAUGUUGGGGGGGGGGUUCACUCUACUUUGCUUGUGCUGUAGCACAAGAGUACCCCUCUAGACAGCAAGACUAAGAAAGCAGACUGAUGCAUAAGCAGUUCACUACCAAUUCACUAAUAAUAUUGCAUCAGUAUGUUGCAGAACACAUCUGCAAAAAACACUCAUCUGAAGAGACCUUAGAACACAUCACUUUCCACACGACUGGGCAAUUAUUUGGCAAGACCUACAGAACAAAUAGUGAUCAAUGAGUUUUGAUUUUGUAUCAUAAAUAAAAGAUUGUAUUUUAAAAUUGUA
Molecule: messenger RNA, 6960 nt
Organism: Lacerta agilis (Sand lizard)
Lineage: Eukaryota; Metazoa; Chordata; Lepidosauria; Squamata; Lacertidae
Gene: COL4A2
Product: collagen type IV alpha 2 chain
Exons: 48
Coding region: 129-5285 (1718 amino acids)
Cellular component (GO): basement membrane; collagen trimer
Molecular function (GO): extracellular matrix structural constituent
Source: RefSeq, a predicted model, not a curated record